Messenger RNA from Opisthorchis viverrini, 2235 nucleotides. RefSeq lists its product as hypothetical. Gene Ontology annotation, cellular component: cytoplasm; axon. The transcript is spliced from 13 exons. The coding region runs from base 1 to 2235 and encodes 744 amino acids. The record is from RefSeq and is a predicted model, not a curated record. NCBI's taxonomy places the organism in Eukaryota, Metazoa, Platyhelminthes, Trematoda, Opisthorchiida, Opisthorchiidae.
AUGUUAUACAGUCACCAAAUGAGUGAUUCCUGUUCAUCUCCAAACGGAUGGCGUGACAGCCGGCUGGGCCACAACCGUAGUUCAAUGGAUUUGUGUGUUGACGCACCAUUAGCCCCUUUGGAGGUAGACAUUUUAUCCGAUGAUUCAAGCAGCCGCGGUCAAAUUUGUCUCAAUGAACCAGUCCAAUGUAGACGUUCAGAUGGAUCGCUACCAACAGACCAGUCAGAUUUGGACCUGCUUUGCAGUGGAUCUCUCACAGACUUGGUGUUGAAUUUCGACGACCGAGUCUACAAUUGUUUCAAUCAGCCCAUUGAACAAUCGGUGGUCUCUGGCACGGCAUUCGCUUCUACGGUAGGGAAUGCCAAGGCACCACUAGUCGUGAUGCAAGGAGUCCAAUGUAGACGUUCAGAUGGAUCGCUACCAACAGACCAGUCAGAUUUGGACCUGCUUUGCAGUGGAUCUCUCACAGACUUGGUGUUGAAUUUCGACGACCGAGUCUACAAUUGUUUCAAUCAGCCCAUUGAACAAUCGGUGGUCUCUGGCACGGCAUUCGCUUCUACGGUAGGGAAUGCCAAGGCACCACUAGUUCGUGAUGCAACUUUGUCCGAAGUGAAAUUUUGGUGGAAGGAAGCGGUUGGAGAACCCCGAACGUUUGAUUAUCCGUUUGAAAGUGCACCAGAUAAACUGGGAAUGUAUGAAGACUUCGAAUCAGCAGAUGCUGAUGGCAUCACCGAGGAUGAAAAUAUUCACCUACCUGUUAUUUAUCCUCUCGGGAGAAAAGGUCUGGAAGAUGAAGUAGUAGCCGAGCCGGACACCUCUUUCCAAGGACACGUGACGACCGACUCAGAGUGUUCCUCAUCUUUCAGUGCCAGGGCAACCACACCAGAUCGUUCUGAACGUCGUUCGCUAUCACCCUGCAUGGAGCGUGUGGACGAAUCAGUGCCGAAUGAUGCUACUUCGGUUAUCUCCUUGACUCUCCCAGAUGAACUGCGAGCGGUACUCUCCAGUCUGUCAGUUUCCGAUCAACCGCCUUCAGUACUAGCAGAUGAACUGCGAGCGGUACUCUCCAGUCUGUCAGUUUCCGAUCAACCGCCUUCAGUACUAGCAGAUCUGACCCGCUUUACCACGAAGCAUUUGCAAACCUACGUGGAUUCAUUACUAGCGGCUGUGCUCCGUCUUUCCGACCGACUGGUUGAGCUGUUGGCUAUGCGAGACGAACUCCUGAUGCUUCGGGAGGCCAGUGACGAUUUUAUCAUUCUUCUAGAUUUGAUCCAUCAACGACGAGCGCGAGCGUCCAGAGCUGCCUUAGUUGCCACUGCCAGGGGUAGGAUGCGCCCAAAGGGCUUCGAUCGAUUGAAACUGCCGUGGAUUACGAGGUCCCUGUUUGGUACCCCUGCAAACAGUUUGUCUUCCCUCUCCGAGCAUUCUACCACCACUGCUCGGCACACAGCUACCAGAAUCCGGAAACCGGGUACGAUUUUCACAAAAGACUCUGACUCGGUUGCGUUAAAUGCCUCUUCCUGUUCCGUUGCUUACUACAAGUCACUGAAUUUACACUCCAAGCAACGGCGUCCAAAGACACAGCCGAUUGUAGUGCAUCGCGAGAACGCGGUCACACCGAAGCUGAAUGGAGUGUAUCAUUCGCCGUCACACCAGCAAAAUGCGUCGACAGGUGUGGACAAUUCUACCCACCAUUUGUCCGCGGCCUCAUCUGAUCGAGCCCAUGAAAGGUUGUUGGCAUUGCGGAAGCUUUGUCACUCGCUGGCUUGGCCUAAUGGACAACCUCAGCUGAGCAAGUCCCUUACGCUCCGUCUCCCCUAUGAACCGCUCCCAGUCGAAGGCGUUACUCUACCAAUGUUGCGUCGACUGAAUCACAUUCUCCACAGUGCUCUUCUUGAGAACGUGGCCACUGAGAAAAUGGUCAGUGCCUACAUCGAAAAUGCAUCAACGCUUAACACAAACAUGUCACAAGAAAGCCACCCGGCUCCGGCGGACCAUUUACCACUGAGCCAUCUCGCCCGUAUGGGAGAGACUCGCAAGUCCUUGUUUAGUAUCUCAGAAUCAACGCUUAACACAAACAUGUCACCAGAAAGCCACCUCAGCUCCGGCCACAAUUCAGGGCUUAGGCAACCUGGCAGUAUCCGAGCCCUCGCGCUUCCUUCGGGUGGCGUGGCAGCUAGACAGCAAAAGGGUGCUACGGCUGAACGGUUUCAUAUUUUUGGAUCAAUGGCAUAA